AUGGGUUCUAAUUCUCCCGCACAAAUGGAUAGUCAAGAUCUAGAAACUCAACCAUUGUUAAGAUCAAACAUCCAAGAAAACCAGCUUGUCAACGAUGAAGUGAGAAUUAACGUGACGAAUAAGUCGUUAAAUGAAACUCGUAGAAAGAGUUUGAAACGUUUGAUCGUUUAUCUGCUAAGCAUCAUCUUAUUAGGAUUGUUUGGUAUCAGCAUAGUCCAUUAUAUUAGGGGACAUGUGCCGCCCAAAGAGGUGAUGGAAAAAAGUUUAGUUGAAGUGACAAAUUUUAAAUUGGUGGAGUUUCAGCUCGAUGGCUGGAAAGAUGAUGUGCAUUCUAGUCUGAACAAUGAUACAGGAAAGUAUUUACAGGUAACUAUACACUCUCAGCUUUGGUUUGAUUAUGAUAACUGGCCAGGUGCAUACAACGAUUCCGAUGCCCGUAGCCAGCGUGAUUUGGUACGAUACGUUAAUGAAAAAGUGCUUAAAACAAUUUGUAUAAACUUGAAUAACGUGACUACGUUUGAUGGAGAUCUGGUAUUCAAGGAUAAACUGGGAGAUGUUGUUGGUAUGGACCCCAUUUGUCUUGAUUUGACCCAUCGGAAAAUCAAUGAACUACAAUUCAAAGUAUUAGUUAAACCGUCCAUUUGGAAAAUCGUAAAAGUUUUGAAAAAAUUCUGGAGCGGCGACUACGAUUCGUUAAAUUUAAAAUCUAAACUAGAUAUGGUUAUUUUCAAGAAAAGAUUUGGCAUGAGACUCAAUUUACUGAAACUUAAUAACGAAGUCUUAAAUUGGAAUAAUAUCGUAGACUGGGAAAAAAUGUUAUCUGCGCCCCUUCAAAUGGUUCAACAUAUGAUCGAUGCAGUUUCCAUUCAAGGAUUUACGCUCAGGGACUCCGAUUCUGGUGGAUUUCAUGCUGAUAUGAAAUUGAAUCCAAUUACGAUUCUCAGGGAGUUGGAUUGGCUUCGUCUUCCGCCAGAUGCGACAAUACCUUUCAUCAACUGGGAGAUCAAGUUACCGGACUGUAACGGCGAACCUACUAUCGUAAUUCCAACGCUGUCAUGCUUUAACGAACCGAUUAGUUUGCACCAUGACAGGGAUAACAUAGUAGUCUGUUUGCAAAAUGAAAUUGAAGGCCCGCUACCCGAUGAUUUACUGUACAACAAAUGUCCUCAAAACAAUCUUACGCCAAUGAGCCAGAUAGUGAAUGCGGUUCUGAACCAGAACGAAACUGUUACGUUUGCGACAAGGGGCCAUGUCGUUGAAGAUAGUUCAGACAAUGACCCCCUGAUUCCUGUCCACAUGCUCGAUAGCAUCCUCCAAGAGAUAUCAUUCAUUCCUAUGACCACGAACGCUACAUUCAAUUCCAGCGAAUUGAUUCAAGAGUUCCAGAUCAACGACCUACAAUUACGGUGGGCGGCGCGCAAAAAGCUCAGCCUAGUGGGGACAUUCUUGGGAUUUUUUGAUCUAUCCUUCUACGAGACACACCAGCGUGACCAACUUCGCAUCGACACCAUUCGGGGACAGAUCGAUCUGUACCAUAACGAUAUCAAUUUCCUAAAUUUACCCAUGGAACAAUGGGUCAACUCCACUUCAUACAUUCUGCAUGACCAGGAUACAGGCAAUACCCAGAUGCAACUGCAAUUCGAUCUCGAAAACGACGACAUGAAAAUCGUCGAUAGUCUGGAGCUCACUCGUACCUUAAAUGAAAUAGUCUUUCAAGGUUUUACAGCAAUCCACUUCAACGCUACAAUCGACGCGUCACUCACGACGGCGCUAGGCCCCUGCAUUCUCACUGAAUUAACGGGAGAGGGUGACACUUUGGUCACGUGA
Saccharomyces kudriavzevii IFO 1802 is the source of this 1827-nucleotide messenger RNA. It is a transcript of the gene TAG1, whose product is annotated as Tag1p. NCBI's taxonomy places the organism in Eukaryota, Fungi, Ascomycota, Saccharomycetes, Saccharomycetales, Saccharomycetaceae. The record is from RefSeq and is a predicted model, not a curated record. Gene Ontology annotation, cellular component: fungal-type vacuole membrane. The transcript has a single exon. The coding region runs from base 1 to 1827 and encodes 608 amino acids.